Messenger RNA from Scutellospora calospora, 1259 nucleotides. NCBI's taxonomy places the organism in Eukaryota, Fungi, Glomeromycota, Glomeromycetes, Diversisporales, Gigasporaceae. The record is from the annotation of a GenBank genome assembly.
AUAAAAAAAGAAUCAUCUAUCGCUAUGCUUAAAUUUAAAAAUUCUAAUAUUGUAUUACCAAGUUGUUAUACUCUUGAAGGGCGUAUACUAAACAAUGCUACUAAAGAACUUCAUUCAGAAUUAACUAUAAAAGCAAAUAAUAAUCAAAUGGUUAAUAUAAUACCUAAAAUUAUAACAUUACUUGAAGAUUUACAAUCUAAACAAAUUAAAGUUGCUGCUAUAAUUUCAGAUUCUGCGUCAGCUUAUGCAGUAGCAAGUUUUUAUAAAGCACUUGGUAGUUUUUUACGUUCAAAAGCAUCUUUAAUUUCUUUAGCUGCAAAAUAUGUAUCUCCUGAAGAUGAUAAUCUAACUUUACCUAGUAAUAUUUGUGAACCAAUUGGUGAUAAUAAUUGGUGGAAUACAAUAUCAGAGUUACAUAUUUUACUUGCACCUUUAAGUCUUUGUCUAAAUCAGCUUCAAACUGAUACAGCUCGUCUUUAUGAAGAACAACCUUUAUUAAUUCUUAGUUAUUUACUUCAUUCUGAUAUUCACCUUACUCGAUUUAAUUUACCAAUUGAUGACUAUCGAGAUGAAGUAUUCCCUUUUUCAAAAAAUGAAUGGAAUCAAUUUGAGGGAGAUAUUUUAAAAUAUUGGAAAUACUGUGCUGAAAUUUGUUAUGAGCUUUCUUCAGUAGCAUUAAGGCUUCAUGGUAUACUUAUUAAUAGUGUAUCUGUUGAGAGGUUAUUUUCAUCUAUAGGUUUUUUUCAUACUAAAGAAAGAAAUCGAUUAAGUCUAGAAAAAGUUUUUAAUAUGAGUAAAUUGCGUGCUUCAAUGCUUUAUAAAAAUAGAAUUGAAAAAAUUAAAAAUAAUAUAAAUUUUAUAAAUUCUAAUUUUGCACCUCCCAUAACUAAGAGCCUAGAACUAGAUGAUAAUGUUGAAUUAUCUAAUAAAGCAAAUGAGGAAGAAGAUAUGAGCCAACUUUAUGAAGAUGAAGAUGAGUUAGACAUAGCUGAUUCUACUACAAAUUUAGUUGUACAAAAUACAACUUAUCCAGCUGAUAAUAAAUUAGCUAAGUGGAAGUUAGAAGGUUUGUUUGUAUCAGAUUUUGUUGUACCACAUUAUAUCAUAGAGGCUAAAACACGAGAAGUAUUAAGAAAACAAAAAAAGAUAGAGUUUAUUAGAAAUGAGAGUACAGCUGAAAAAGAGAAUAGGACUAAAACAGAAGAUAGUUAUGAAGAUUCAAUAAAUAGUAUUAGCGAAGAAUUUAUGGAAGAGGAUUA